GGUCGGCCGGGAGCAGGUCUCUCUCGUCAGCACCUCCUUCGUUUUGAAAGGGGACGCGUCUCACAACCAGGCGAUGGUGCACUGGACGGGCGAGAACAGCAGCGUGAUCUUGAUCCUUACCAAGUAUUAUCAUACUGACAUGGGGAAAGUUCUGGAGAGUUCUCUGUGGAGGUCUUCAGAUUUUGGGACAUUAUACACAAAGUUGAAUCUGCAGCCUGGGAUUGCCACUGUUAUUGACAAUUUCUACAUUUGUUCCACCAACAAAAAGAAGAUAAUUCUUGUAAGUUCUUCCCAUAAUGACCGCGACCAAAGCCUUUUCAUAAGCACAGAUGAAGGAGCUACUUUCCAGAAACAACCCAUCACUUUCUUUGUGGAAACUCUCCUUUUUCACCCAAAAGAAGAAGAUAAAGUACUUGCUUAUACCAAGGAAGGCAAGAUUUAUGUGUCUAUUGACUUAGGGAAAAAAUGGAACCUUCUGCAGGAACGAGUUUCUAAAGAUCAUUUUUUUUGGGCUGUUGCUGGAGUUGACGGGGACCUUGAUCUAGUUCAUAUGGAAAUCCAGGACCCCACUGGAGGUUAUCGCUACAUCACUUGCCAGAUUCAAAAUUGUUCUGAUAAGACAAUGACAGUCCCAUUUGCCAGCAGCACUGAUCGGGAUUCCCUGACUGUGCAGGAUGACUACAUAUUUCUUCAGACAACAUCAGCAAAUCGGACCAAGUAUUACGUGUCUUACCGUCGAAAUGGCUUUGUACAGAUGAGGUUGCCAAAAUACGCAUUGCCAAAAGAUUUACAGAUAAUCAGUACAGAUGAAAACCAGGUGUUUGUGGCUGUACAGGAGUGGUACCAGACAGACACAUACAACCUGUACCAGUCUGACCCACAAGGUGUUUACUACUCCAUCCUGCUGGAGAAUGUCCGGAGCACGAAGCAGCCAGAAGAAAAUGUCCUGAUAGAUAUUCUGGAGGUCAGAGGUGUAAAAGGAGUCUUUUUGGCCAACCAGAAAAUUGAUGGGAAAGUAACGACUCUGAUAACCUACAACAAAGGCCGUGACUGGGAUUUUCUAAACCCUCCAGACACCGAUAUGAACGGCAAACCGACCAACUGCAAACCUCCUGAUUGUUACCUUCACCUCCAUCUCCGGUGGGCAGACAAUCCCUAUGUGUCAGGCACAGUGCACACCAAGGACACGGCACCAGGGCUCAUCAUGGGGGCAGGUAACCUGGGGUCCCAGCUGGUUGAGUAUAAAGAAGAGAUGUACAUAACAUCUGACUGUGGGAACACGUGGCGCCAGGUCUUUGAAGAAGAGCACCACAUCUUGUACUUGGACCAUGGUGGAGUUAUUGUGGCUAUCAAAGACACCUCGAUCCCUCUGAAAAUACUCAAGUUCAGCAUAGAUGAAGGCCAGACCUGGAGCACACAUAAUUUCACCAGCACUUCUGUCUUUGUAGAUGGGCUACUUAGUGAACCUGGAGAUGAGACACUGGUCAUGACAGUCUUUGGACAUAUCAGCUACCGUUCAGACUGGGAACUGGUGAAGGUGGACUUCAGACCAUCCUUCCCCAGGGAGUGCACUGAUGAAGACUAUGAGUCUUGGGAGCUCACAAAUCUGCAGGGUGAUCGUUGCAUCAUGGGCCAGCAGAGAAGCUUUCGAAAGAGGAAGAUUUCAUCAUGGUGCAUUAAAGGGAAGAGUUUCACAUCGGCUCUCACAUCCAAAGUUUGUGAAUGUGUGAACACUGAUUUCUUAUGCGAUUAUGGGUUUGAGCGCUCUGCACCUCAGAAGUCGGAGUCGAGCAAAUGCUUUGCUGACUUUUGGUUUAACCCAGAAGCACCUCCUGAAGACUGUGUCUUGGGGCAGGCAUACACCAGCAGCACUGGGUACAGGAAAGUUGUUUCUAAUGUGUGUGAAGGUGGAGUAGACCUGCAGCAGAACUUAGCGCACCAUAUGUGUCCAUUGAUUGCUCCCAAGGGACUUCAGAUCAGCAUCAAAGAAGAAAGUCUGGCUGUUAGGCCAGGGGAAGACAUCACCUUCAUUGUCCAACAAGAGCAGGGUGAUGUAUUGAGUACCAAAUACCAGGUAGAUCUUGGAGAUGGCUUUAAGGCGAUAUAUGUGAACCUGACGAUGACCGGAGAGCCCAUCCGUCACCGCUACGAGAAUCCUGGGAUUUACCGAGUGUCGGUGAAGGCUGAGAAUGUGGCUGGGCAUGACGAGGCUGUGGUGUUCGUCCAAGUCAACUCUCCACUCCAGGCUUUAAAUUUAGAAGUGGUUCCAGUCAUUGGGAGAAACCAAGAGGUGAACCUGACAGCCAUCAUACUGCCUAAGAACCCUAAUUUGACAGUUUUCUACUGGUGGAUAGGAAACAAUCUUCAGCCACUGCUUACAUUGGAGAGUUUUCUGGUGACAAAGUUUGUUGAGACAGGCGAUGUCAGAGUCACAGUGCAAGUUUCCUGUGGGAGCUCUAUGCUUCAGGACUCAAAAGUUGUCCACGUUUUUGAUAAUUUUCAUGUUCUUCCUCUGAAGUUUACAAAGCACCUGGACACGUACAACCCCGACAUACCGGAGUGGAGGGAAGACAUUGGGCGGGUAGUGACGCGACUUCUUGCAAAGGAGACCAGUAUACCUGAAGAAACACUCGUGACAGUUGUGAAACCUGGUCUGCCCACAGCUGCUGACUUGCAUGUGCUACUACCAGCAAAUCAACCAAAGAAGAAGAGAAGCAUAACUAGUGAUAAGAGAAUAGCAGCUAUAAAGCAGGCCCUGAAUGCACACAACAUCAGUUUCUUUCUGAGGGGAGGAUACUGGGUCUUAGUGACUUUAGCUGACUCCGGUUCAGACUCUCAGAGGAUUGGAGGAGGCAGUGGCUACUGGGCUAUUGUGGUUCUCUUUGUUAUUUGUCUAGUUGCAGUUGGGGCUUUCAUCCUCUACAAGUUCAAAAGGAAACUGCCAGGCAGAAAUGUCUACGCCCAGAUGCACAAUGAAAAAGAGCAGGAGAUGACAAGCCCUGUUAAUCACAGUGAGGACACCCAGAACAUCAUCCAGGGUGAGGAGUUUAUUGAUGAUGAUCUGGACUCUCAAACACUAGGUAACGCAAGAGUGACUCCUUCUGGGAGAAGUGGCAACUUGAACAGCUACAGAGUUCCCUUAUUGCUGAUGCCGGUCAGUGUCCAGUCCCAGGCAAUCACUCAGGCGUGGUUUUGAGCAUCAACUCCAGAGAGAUGCACAGUUACCUGGUUAGCUGAUAUUUGCAGCUGAACACAAAAACCGAAAGACUCUUCUCUGUACCGUUUUAUUUUUUCCCUGGUGAUGUCCCAAAAUUGCAAAUAUGGCUGUAAAUGCUGAUGGAGAGGAGGUUUCUUAUCAGUCCUGUGGAAAAAAGCAUCCAACAUCAGUUACCAAGGGCGAAGCAUAACAUGUCUUGUGUUCAGUCCAUGGCCUGGGAACUCAUUGGGGUUGAAACUCAAACUAUGGUAGCAAAUUUGUAGCCCCAGGCACUUUCAAUGCCACCUUGUUUCUUUUCUGUAUGUAUAUGCUCUAUUUCUUUAUGUUUAUUUUAGAAUGGUUGACUGUAACUUUUUAAUUAUAUUUUUAAUGGAGGUAUUCAGUGGGAGGCUGGGAGUCUUCAGCCCGAAAAGCUGGUUUUUACACAAGUGACUAGACCAGAACAGAUGGUUGGUUGAUCACAAUGACGAUUUUUUUAGGAGGGCAAGUGUUUCUGUACCGGGAAAGGCCUGAGUGAGAGACAGAUGCACUCCUAGUUGAGACAAGCUCUUAACUUAAGCAUGUGUGAGACAAUCUAACAAAUUUAGGCUUAGGCCCUCCUGAGGAUUAAAGGAAGUAAAAUGUUAAUUAGGAUAUCUCGUAAUAUACAACAAUGCCCUUGUAAGUGUAGCAAGUCCUGACAAGCUAUCAGCACCAGUAUCUCCCCCAGUCCCACCACAUGUGAAAGAAAAACACCAGCUUGAUGCUAUUUCCAGACCAGGUGCCUUCACUUGCGGACAGUCAUUUUAGUUGCUCUUUUCUUUUCUCCUGAGCGAGCCCCUCUAGGAUGACGGCAGCUGCCAGAUGAGUUAUCCUAUGAAACCCUAGGCUGCUGGCCUGUCUCUUUUUAAAUUCCCUGAGAGUGUAAAUACCUCUUUUAUGCAGCUUUCUUUGUAUGGUUAUUUUUUUAAAACUUCCUAUUAGGGCAGCUGUGCCAGGUGGGUCAGAGUUCUGCUCCAGGAAGGGCUGGGUAGCACUGCCAUCUCCUUCCCACACCAUCCCUGUUCAGGAUUUCCUCUGGCAUUUGCCCUUGUUGGCCGGAGUGGGCAAACCCCAACCUGACAUUUUCCGCUUGGGUUGGUUUGACAAUCCAAAGGGUCAUGGGGAUGAUGGGAAGGGAUUUGGGGCUUCCUGUUUCCUUACAGGUUGUCCCUCAGUCCCUACUACCACUGGCCCCUUUUCCUGCAGGGAGGGCAGGGGGAGGGCUCCAGGCGGGGCUGCCUGCAGAAAGGCUUGUGAGUCAGGUCCUUGUUUCCUCAUCCCAGUUUUGUCGGUUGGGUCAGAGUUUCCAAGUCUCAACCUCUGCAUCCCUAGGGAAUGGCAGUGCAGUGAAUCCACAAUCCUCUUUUUUCUCUGUGGUUUCUUUUAGCCAUGUAGGAAAACAAGUGUGGUGUGGUGAGUUUAAAUGUCUGGCAUCCUGUCUGUCACAGCUGCCUGGGAUUAGGAUGCUUCUCUCAGAAACCUAUAUAAUCUCCUCACUUUUUGCCUUUGAUAGAGAAUAAAUAACUCCGUACUCACUGAAUGUCAUACUGAUGCUAGUGACAAGCUCACACACCAUCUUGUUUAAGAAGGAUACAGAUAGUGCAUCGUCCAGAAUAUGCAAACAGAAACUAACAAAUGCUGGUCAAAUAGAAAAGAACUGUCUCAAAAUCACUGCAUUGGAAUCAUUCUUCCGUGUAGCUGUGAAUAUAGAGCAUACUAUCAUCAAAUGCAGCGGAUUGGGAUGUUGUAAUUCAGUGUAGUACUGUAGGCUCUCACGAACCCGAUAGGAUGUAUGUGUAAAGCACAAGAAAAUCUAGAUUAUAAACUUACUGUAAGGAACUAGGUGGAAAAGUUAGAGUGAAGAUUCUGAAAAGCACUUGCAAACCGCUCAGGAAAAGAAUUACAAAACUUGUUCUAAAAUCUCUGCCUAUUUAGUUGUAUAGUGCCACGUAAACUUAACAGAGAAGCAAUGGCCUGGCUGGCUGUUGUAUGCCAGACUGUGGAAAUCCAAGGUUUUAAAUGUAUCUGAGUCUGGGUUUCUUGAAGAGAAGUGCAUAUACAAAACAUGCUGCAAAUUGGAAACUCUUGGGAUCGUUGCACCAGGGGCUUUCCCUCCUCACCCGCUCUUCUUGCUUUUUCUAGUAGAAAUGAGCUGAGCAGAGAAUAAAAUAACAUUGCAAACAUCUUACUUGUUCCUGUGAAAUAAAACUGAAAUAGGUUGUUUGAAUAGGGCAGGUGAGUGGCAAACCAGCUUCAUGGACAAGGAAUGGGAUGGAAGCUCCAGCUUGGGGUUGUUCUCACAUGGUUAGUCUGAUUGGCAAAGGACUCUGCUGGAACUAGGUCACACAUUAAUUUAUGCUUUAGCAGCUACUUUUAUACAUUUAAUUCAGGGUGAUUUGAGUCUCUGAUCACAGCAGUCUUUUGGAACACGGUAGAAUAUAUAACUGCUCAGUACUCUAAUUAACACUUAGCACAAUGUAGUGCCUGUAAUAUUUUUUUCCAAUGCUUAAUAAUUUGAUUCGUGCAGCACUCCUGUGAGGUUGGUUUGUCAUGUCUUAAAAACACUGUUUUCUAAAGACAUGUUGGUAUUGCCAUAACUGUAUUAAUAAUACCCAGCAGAUAAUAAAGGAAGCCUUUGAUUUCCUCACAAGAAUAACUUUAAAAUGAAUUCUUUUAAAACUGAGAAAGUACUAUUAACAUUUUCUUGUUCAUGGUGUCUUGGUUUAUCUGUAAAUGAAAACACUCACUAGUGAUGGUUCUCAAAUCUCUUGGACUACAUCCACGAUAUCUUUACUAUUUAUCCUUUAUAUGUAUCUAAAAUCCUGAUACAUGAGUACUCAGAAACACAGAGUUGCUUCUAUGCACAAGUGCUAGUCACACCUGUGCGUGCACUCCUGCAGUAUUUGUACAUAUUUUAGUUAAAUUUUUCAGUGGUGAUGUGGUGGCUAAGAAACAAAAGAUGAUUGUCAGAUACCUGGAUUCUGUACCCAGACUUUGAGCAAGUUACUUCCCUUGUAUUGCUCCAGUUUCCCCACCUAUAAAAUGGGGCUGAUAAUAAUUACCUACCUCACAGGGGUAUUGUGAGGCUAAAUUAAUUACUGUUUGUUCAGAAUCAUCAGAGCUAAAGAAUUUUGUGAGCAUAAAUUAUUAAUGGUUUCACUGUCUGCGUUUUACUUGUAAUUAUCACUGUUCUUAAAAGUUCUCUACGGAAACCAGCUGCAAUUAUGUAUAAAUGUAAAAAAUGCAUAAUUCAAAAAAGGUGCAUCACUGGUAAAAAAGGAAAAAAAAAAAAGGUAAUUUUGUUUAAACACUGCUAUUGGAACAUACUGUUCUGUGGUAGCUCUGCAAGAUUGGCUGUGAUCUUGCUGUUCCACACUAGUGUUGUCAACUCCUCUGCAUUGUUAUUUGAUCAAAAAUCCUUUAGAAGUGGGUACAGUGGUAUUUAUUAGCACUGAUAUUGAACUAUACUGUAUCCAAAAAAAAUGGCAGUGUACUGGCCUCAUUGGCCUCUUUUGGCCUUGUUAAAAUCUGAUGUAUUUGCAAUUUGAAAACCACUAUGUUUUUCACAGUGCUCCAAGCAGUAUUAUCUGAAGCAUUCUAACAGAGCCAUCAAGAUUUACAGCUGUUAUCUUUGCUUUCUCUUUUGGCAUUGAAUGUUUUAUAUGGCUUUGGAACAGCCUGCCCAUAUGAAGUACUCAGAAAUGCUCUGAGGACAUUUAGGGAAAAUGCACAGUGUUAAUUAUUUUUUCAGCAAUAUAAGCAAUAUAAACCAGUGUAUAUUUUUAUACUCUGUUGAAGAGGGUGGUGGAAAUGGCUGCGAAGAAAUAGAGGGUACCAGCCUGAGAAGAGAUGUUGCUGUUAUUCACAAUUCACAUCCGAUUUCUUGGAACUCUUUUAUUAUAUUCUCAUUGAAUAAAAACUCAUUGAAUUCUCAUUGAGUAAAAACUCAUCCUUCUUGAUGAGUUUUCUUCUUUCAAUGACCUGUGUAAUGAAGAGUAAGCUGUUUAUUCAUAUAAAGUAGUUGAUUUGUUAACUAACUGUCCUGUAGACAAAGACAAAUCAGUGCUUUGCCGUUGGUAGUUCCUAGUGCAAAGCAGUUUUCAUCUGACAUGAUUAUCAUGGUUAGCUAUGUUUUCAGUCCAAUGAGAACUUCUUUUAGUGGGAACACUACUACUGUAUGCUGUAUCUUUAACAGACGUCAAUAGAAUGGAACUGCAGUAGUUCUUGUCCACCUUACACAAAUACAUGCUCAAAGAAAUAUUUGGGAAAAAGAAAAUCUUUAUGAGAAAUUAAAUACAUGCAUUUGGUUGCAGUAGCUUUUUGAUGAUGAACCAGAGGUUCUGAUAAGUUUUGAAUUUCUAGUGUUAUUUCAAGUCAAUGUUUCUAAGUAGAUAGAAUCAAUGACAGUCAUAUCAAUGAAUAUCAAUUCAUCAUAUCAUAUCAAUGAAUCAAUUUCAGUCAUAGAUUUUUCCUAUGUUUCCUAUUUAAAAAGUUUUGUAAUUUUCAUUAUUGAGACUUCAGGGGAGAAGAGAGACUAAACAUUUUAUUUCAUUGCACAGUCCCUGCCAGUUGGAGUUAUUAUAGUUGUUUUAUGGUAUAUUGAUUGAUACCAUUGUAUUGUUUCCAUAUUCAUUUUUAUUUCAGCAUUUUAAAUGAAAGGAAGUGCCCAUUUCUCUCAAAAUAUUGGAUUUCCACCAGGAUGAAACUUAUAAACAUUUACCUUUAUAAAUCUUCAUUUUUGAGUUGCAAAUUUUUGUUUUGUCUUUUAAGUCCAUCCAAAAAGCUGCUUCCUGGCUCAUUUUAUCUCUUUCAGACCCAGUUGUGUAUUGCUUUUACAACUUUCUUCAAGAGACUGGCACAUAGCCAGUACUAGUCUGAGAAUACCUAAGACUUUCAUUAGAAUGGCAUUCAGUUGACUAUAAGUAAGGUCUAGUCAGAUUAUUUUCUUAAUGUUAAGUUUGUAUUUUCAUGUUUUGUAUUUCUUUUCGGUAUCUUAGCAUUUGCCCUCUCAGUGCCAUUCAAAUGCGUUUUUAUUCCUGUCAUGGUUUUGAGUUAUUUUUAGACUAUAAUUAUCAAAGUGACAAAUAACUCAGACCCCCGGUUAGCUUUUGCAGUUAAUAGCCUAACGCUGCAGUCUUUGGAAGAUGUCAAGCUGUGCCCUCUCAAAUUUUUAAUCUUCUGUCCCAAGGCAGCCUCUCUGCCCAGCUGAUCAGCUCAGCAGCAUUGUCUCCAGUUGCGUGUGCAUGUUCAGGCUGGAGGGGGUGCAGAGACAGCCUAGAGCAGCCCAUUUCCCAAAUCUGGAUGGGAAUGUCAUGCAAAGCUCUUACUUGUUUCUUCUUUUCAAGUGUGUUGCGUAGGUAGAGAGGAUGGUGCUUAUUACUGGGGAAAGAAGAACCUGUAAUGCUACUUCAGGCUGCUCUGGAGGCUCAAGAAUGCAUCCGCUUGGAAUAUUCUUCCAUUGAAAUUGAUAUGUGCAGCAAGUUCAUUUUUUUUAAUGUGAGAUCUCAUUUCUGUAAAUCUUCAGUCACAACUUUUUUUUCCCCUCCUGUUAAAUGGAGUAACAAAUUACUUAAACUAUGAAUUGUGGAGCCAUGUAUGACUUCCAUUCUUUUCAUCCCUUUUUUUUCCUAGGUGAAGCUUGUCAGCAUUACUGUUUCCAGCUAGUUUAUCUGCUGGUAGCUGAGAUGAUCUUCUGUAAGACAGGAUCAAACAUAAGCAAUACUGGAAGGCUUAAAAUGUGUAUUCUGAAAUACAACGACAUAGGUGUGUGAAAAAAGUCAUUAUCAAGGAGCUGAUAUGGUUUGCAUUAAAUACUUUUUGAUAGCAUCUCUAAAAAUACAUACCCUUAAUUGCAAACUCUUUGCCUCUUUCUCCUUCCAGAUUGAUUUUCUUUAAGAAGCAACAUUUACUAGCCCUGAAAAAAAGUGCAUUCUUUCCCUUACACAAAUAAUUUUGCUCAAUAUUUUUUCCUUGCAGCACUCACAUUUCGCACAAACUUCAUCUGUCUUGAUCAGCCUUGAUUUCUGAGUUUCUGUAGAAUUUGCAUCUUUACACUGAUUGCUUGCAAUACAGUGGACAUAAAGCUCUGUUGAGCAGCAAUAAUACAGGCAGCAGUACAUGGCAUUGCUUAAAUAAUGUGCCUUUUUUACACAUAUUUUUAACGGUAUAAUGAGUAUACUAACCACCAGGAAGGCCAGGCAUUCCAAAUAACUUUCUUAGCAUGUCUUAUAUUUCUAUGUUAUUUGUUGCUAAUUUUAGCCAGCUUUUGAUACUUAUAUUUAGUUCUUACUGACAGUGUCUGCUCCUACAGAUCAAAGCAAAUGAAUUGGCUUAUUCACUUUUUAGAAAAAGUAUUAAUUCACACUGCUUAUUGAUUAAAAGAAUUUAAAAAGGAAAUCUUUCUGAAAUGGUGAAAGAUAACUUUUUAAUGAGGACAGCUCAUACAGGAAAACAGCCGGCUUAUAUCCAUGUGGCUUUUGAGAUAUUCUUGUUACGGAUUUUGAAUAGAAAGGACUGUUACAUCAGUAACAUGCACAUAGGCAGUUUGCAAAUGGCAAAACUAAUCCAAAGGAGAAUAUUGUAAUACACCACCUCAAUAUUUCAGGUUCACAUUAGGGCGUUUAAACAGUUAAAAUUACAGAAUAUCUUCACAAAUAAGAUUCCCAGGGAAUUACCAAAUUCACUGGCUCCAUUUACUUGUGAAUACAGUCCUCUCUUUGGGGUUAAUCUUUUGAGAUGCUGAAGUAGCAAAGUAACUGUUCAUGAAGUCACCUUCAUUGUUUAAUGCCUCCAAAUAUUUGCCAAGUAGUUUGUGAAACUAUAGGGGGAAAAAAAAAAAAAAGCCCAAAUUUCCACUCUUUUCUGUUUCUCCUCCUUUGCCCCCCACCCAUUCUUUUGUAGUCCUUCUGUUCUCUUUCAUUAUUGCUGCUGUUUGUGGCUCUGCCUUUGCCUGGCUUCUCCUGAUGACAGCUCUUUACAGUUCACUUUUUCUUGCUUGCUUUUUGUUCUGCUUUAUGUUACUGGGUUUUUAUUUGGAUAUGCACCCUACUGUGUCCCCACUGAUAGCAAGAAGAAUCACACUCUCUUCCCCAUUCCUGCCUCUCUAAGCUCUGCUGUAUUAUCUGAGUCAAUGAGGUUCCCUGUGCUUUGUGUCGCUGCUGUCCAUCCUUCCUGUUUCUUUCCCACUUUAGUAACUUCAAAUCCUUUCAGCUUUUAUUUUGGCUCUCAUUUUCUCUAAAUCUUUCUGGAACUCUUAUCUUUUGCCGUUCAAGAACUUCUCUCAGAUGUUCAUCCCAGAGAGCAGAUGCUUCUAGUUUGAGAUGUGGACGAGUAUUAUACUCCCUGAAAGAAUAAAAACCAGCAUUCCCUCUCUCUCACCAGUGUAUAUAUUGAUUUUGCCAUUGGUCUGUAGUGAAAUUAUGUAUUUAAUUGGCAGAGAUGGUUAUCUGUUAUCUCCCAAAUGAUUUCCUGUGCCUCCUUUUGGGUUACAGGCUGAGACAUGGUGCUCCCAUGUCCCAUGUCCUGGAGAACAGCAAGGGCUGGCUUGCUUUGCCAGCCUUGCAGUCUGGCAAAGAAUUGCAGCAAGGUACCGAAGGUACAGAAUUGCAGUAAGGUUGGGUAGAGACACCUUGCCAGACCACUGGGCUGCAUUUGUAUUUCAGUAUGGGAUAUGCUGAGGUCCAAGCUCAGACACAGCCUUUUAGAGAAAUUGUUACAACCCAAGGCUGAAGAAUAGGUGAAGUAAAGAGAAUUCUUUGUUGAUAGAGGGUUGGGAGCAAUAUGACUUGAUGGGUUUAUGGAAUGGGUCUUUAUGAACCUUUCCUAGAGGCCAGGGAAAGUGGCUGGGAUUCAAGUUCCAUAAAAUACAAAUUUAAGCAAAGCCACCGGAUUGAUUUGGCAGAAUCAUCACGCUGGAGGAGCUUGGAGAAUUGAAUGUGAGUAAGACAAUUGAAAGCUCAGCAGUAUCUUGGAAGGGUACAGCCUGUCUUAGGGAGUGUGAGUGAGAGAAACAUGGGAGGGAGGGGAGCACAGGGCUAAGCAGGGAGAAAGUCAGUGUUACCAGUGUGUAUGGUUUUACCACAUGUUGUUGAUUAGGUUUUGCUUAAGUCUUGAAGCUUACUUUAAUUUGUAAUGGCAACUAUUUAAUUUUGUUGGUUGCACGCAGAGACUUUAAACCCUUAAUCUAAAUUGAUGCAGCACAAGGAACACACAAAAUUAUCACCAUCGCUGCCAAUAAUUUAAGACAGAUCUGACUUGCAGCAACAUCCCACCUGAAGUGCAUGGAAAAGAUUUUACUUUCGGAGCCAAGGUGCCUGUUAUGUGUGCUCCAGAUGAUUGUGGGUCAUUUGCUAAUGGUGUUUCUCCCUAGCACAGCACUGAGCUAGGAGACAAGGGAAAAGAGUUAUUUUAUAAAGUCUGUGUCUUGCAUUUAUACUGUUUAAACAUAAUUUGCUAGAAUGCCUCUAUGAGCUGUAAUUUUAUAAUGUUUAAAGAAGAUGAAUGGAGCUGGUGUAGUAUUCCUGAGGGUAAACACCAGUGACUGGAGUUUACUGAACAUGUGACUAGAAAUUUUAAUUUUAGGAACAGAGAGUUCCUCCAUUUCAUAUACGCACCAGCCCUUUGAGUACAGAUCCUUUUUUUCAUUUGUCACUGACAGGCUGUGGUUUAUUUCCUCAUGGGUGUAAAGUCAUGGGUUGUGCUUGCUGCAGUGCAGAAGGCUCUGGAGGGAAAACAUAAUUAAAUGGAGAAGUAUACUUGAAUUCUCCUCUCUUGAUCCCAGUCUUCUCUGAGUUGCUUUUCGCUGAUUGUCAUUCUGCCAAUAAACUGGGUUGAUUUUAAAAGGUGGUCAACUAAUUUUCAUCCUCUUCUGUGUGGCUGAGGAAAAAAUAAAUACCAAAAGCUUGCAGAGGAAUAGCAGAUUGGGGGAGGAUGGGGAAGUUGAUCAUCUGGCAGAGUGCUUUGGGAAGCUUCCACUUUUUAUGUUUUACUUACCAUUUAUUUUUACAAAUAUGUACAGUGCCUGUGAUUUACCUUUCCAUUAAACUUCAAUAGGUUUCUUUGCAGAAGGAGGUUUUAAAGAAUACCAUCCCAGUGCAUUGCAAGUGUGGGUUUAGGAGGCAGCAGGUGUUGCCCUUCCUCACCUAAAUAAAAUUAACUUGGUGUAAUUACUCUGCAUUAUUGAAGCAGCACUAGGAAUCUUGCUUCAUCCUAGAUUGGAGGAAUAUUUGGUGAGAUGACAGCUGGAAUGGGAGAAUUCUCCUUUUUAAGAGCGAAGGAUGGAAGCCAGCUUAUUAACAGUGUGUCUGUGGCUGUUCCAGCAGAGGUGGGUGCAAAGUCCUUAAUCUAGAUACAGACAGAUACAGAUAAAUCCAGAUACAGAUAAGUAUAGAUUUUGCUGGCAUUACCCGUGAAAACAAAAGGAGAAAAAAAUAGUAAUUAAACCAAGCCUAAAUAAUAUUUUGUGGCUAAUUAGAGCUGCAGCUCUUGGUAAGUAUAUGAAACCUGUUAAUAUGGAACAUUGUUUAUUUGGCAUUGCAGGGCCAAAUUCUACCCUAAUUUAUGGCCAUGCUGUUCCACAGAUAUUAUCAGUUCAGCUUUGUGUUACAGAAGAAUUUCAUCCACGGUGAAUUUGAAAAGCAACUGCAGGUUAAAAUCAGUCUUCUCAAUGAACCUGUGCUUACACAGGUUACUGACUGAUUUUCACCAUAAUUUUUAUUCCCAUUGCUAGCAUGAGAGUUCUUUGGAUAGAUGUAAGCUAAUUACAACCAAGGUAAAACUGAAUUUUUAAAUUGUUUAUGACUGUUUGGUCAGCCAAUGCUUAACACUGUAUCCAAGCAGAUUUUUUUGACCAAGGGGUUAUCCCACUCCAUCUGAAGGUUCUCAGCAUUCAUCAGUAUGAUAUAACCCCUGCCUUUAACAUAAACAACUACACAGUCCUCUCCUUCUGCCUUUGCACAUUCUAGUAUUUGCUAAAACAGAACAUGCCUUCUCCUAAUUUUGUUUCAGGUGACCUUGACUUUAAGCAGGUUUCUUUGUAUACGGUAACAGGGCUCAAGUGAAGAAUGAAAUAAGUCCAUAACUGGUGCGUUGUCAUAAAUGGGGAAAAGUAUUAUUUGUAUAUUUUUGUAAAUAUGUAACAUUUAAUGGCAGUUUUGUAGUGAUGUGCUGUUUUUGAGAAAAAGAAACAAAUAUAUGUUUGAAUAUGCUUGACGUAACACUUAACUGUGAUUCAAUUGCACAAGUAAUAGCUUAAUGAAAAGGUCUUGUGCAAUAUGUAGUGCACACACAUAACCAAGUAUCUGUUAGCGAUCCACAAGCAAGUUUUUGGCAACUUUUAACAAUGGUGAUGAACUGUGCAGUACAGAUUAUCACGGUCUCUUUCAGCUUCCAAACAUGUAGCAGGCAAACUACUGUAUACGUACCUGUGUACUCCACUGCAUCCAAAGGUAUGCAUUUGUCCUGAGAACCUGCACUCCAGGUUUUUCUUUAAUAAAAUUUGGUUCUAAA
Molecule: messenger RNA, 13744 nt
Organism: Hirundo rustica (Barn swallow)
Lineage: Eukaryota; Metazoa; Chordata; Aves; Passeriformes; Hirundinidae
Gene: SORCS2
Product: sortilin related VPS10 domain containing receptor 2
Exons: 28
Coding region: 74-3196 (1040 amino acids)
Cellular component (GO): membrane
Molecular function (GO): protein binding
Source: RefSeq, a predicted model, not a curated record